CCUACAGUGUUAGUGAAAACAUCUCUGCAAUUGAGUUAUAAGUGUUCGAUUUUCCAUUAUAAGAGAUCGGAUGGGAAGAAUGGCGAUAGGACGGAUAAUCGUAUUAUCCGCGUUAAUUGCUCAAGCAUUAUCAGCGCCAAGUGGCUGCAUAGAAACCUGCAACUUCCUCCAAACGAAUGUUCGGCAAACGUUGGGUAGUUAUCAAGAUCAUGCGAAUUUAGUUCAAGGAACGACACAUCUAAAUGAUCAUGAUUACACCAGACCAGGAAAUUGGACCGAACAUAAUCAGUACAACACGGACAGUGGACAUGGCAAGGUUCACGAAGAACGAGGACAAUACGUAGAAGGAUCAAAAAGGGUACGGUAUUAUAAAAAGAAUUUUACCUCGUCCUACGGCACAGAUAACGUACAUGGAGUGAAUGCAGCGGAAUUAGGCGAAUUGAGCGGACAACACAGAUAUGAUUCUUUACACGUGCCAAGUAAUCAGCAUCUCGAUUCCCAAAGCGCAUAUGAUCUAGGACAGACAGUCAUAAAGGAGACUGGAUAUAAUAGAGUGCACAGCCAACAAACAGAUUCAUUGUCAACAAGACUCAAUAGCAAGAGCGAGAAGCUGGAAGAUUUUGGAGAAUAUGAUGGAUAUUCGCAGGUGAAUCAACACAUUCCCAGCACUAACACUCACGCGAUCGACACGCAGCAUAAUGUCGAAACAGUUCCCAAUAAUUGGAGCAGAGCAGAUUCUUACAGGACUGAUGGAGGUCGUGGACAGGUCUUCGAGGAGGAAGGUCAAUACGUAACCGGACCCAAAAAGGUCCGCUAUUAUCAGAAAAACUAUACAUCCAGCUAUAGUUCGGGCGUUCCUCAAAGCAGCGGUAGCUCAGUGAAACUGGAUGAAUUACACAACGAAAUGCAAAGGAACUUGCAGAAAGAUCUCGACAAUUUUAGAAGGACUUUUCAAGUCUCUAGCACCGGCCAUACUGCCUCCACCACGCACGUAGGUUCGACUCAGGAAGCAGUCGGUAUCCACGAUUUGCAGACCGCCGAGAAUGAUUAUAGGCAACAUUUGGGCUACCGGGGCGUUCCAUCCACCGGAAGUGUGCAUCAUUAUACUGAUCAGCAGCAAAGAGAAACACUCACCGAUAUAAGGCAGCCAUAUUCGUAUCCUACUGCGGCCACAAAUACGUAUGACACGGAGAGCCACAGAGCUUAUCAGAGCCACGAGACCCACGCGUCCCGAGUACAUCCCGUGCCUCAAUCGAGUCACUCAUCUCUCGGUUAUCUGCAAGUUCCCAGAGACAGUUUUCAAACGAAUUAUCACAAUACGCAUUCGAGUGGACGUCACCUGGACGACACCCGUCAUACGGAUGUCUUGGGCACACAUCAGUCUAACGUGCUUCAAAAUCAGUUGCUCACUCAGGAGAAUUCCCAGCGCGUGUAUAAUCCGCAUUCGAGUCAUCCUACUUAUCCUAGCAGACAUGCCUGGAGCUCUUCCAGUCACGGGGGAAGCGUAGCUCCAGAGCGGACCAUCGCGGAUCAUUCUAGACACAGUGUUGGUCACGCGGAAAGAGCGCAUUACGAUCGGGACGCAUACAACGAGCAUCAUGGACGUUAUCAUACCGCUCAGGGAUACGAGUCUCGUGCGCGUACUAGCGGAAGCAGUUAUGAUUCUGGGUAUAGAGCAAACUCGGCGCAACUCGUCGCCGGAUCGCUGGACUUGGGCCACGCAGCGCAUGGCGCCGAUUGUACCGAGGAGACUCAUCAGCAAUAUCAACACGAAACCAGAUAUCAUAGGAAAUACAAGCGAGACGCUUAUCAUGGCAACGCUCAGGAGCACCAAGCAGUUGAAAACGAGGAUUUCACGCAGCAAAAUCAGGAGUUCGGUCAAGAGUCGCAACAAUUAAAAGAUUUGACACAGCAGAGUGAACAAUUUACACAGCAGACACAAGGAUCCGAUGAUUUUACGCAACAAACGAGUGGUAAGCUUGAACUCGGCCAGCAAACUAUUGAUAAUCAGCACUUGGAUGAUUCAAAGCAGCAAAGUGAACAAUUCACACAACAGACGGAAGCUCAACUUGAAUUUGGCCAGCAGACUGUCAAUAAUCCGCAUUUAGAAGACUUAACGCAGCAGAGUGAACAAUUCACGCAGCAGACACAAGGAUCCGAUGAUUUUACGCAACAAACGAGUGGUAAGCUUGAACUCGGCCAGCAAACUGUUGAUAAUCAGCACUUGGACGAUUUAAAGCAGCAAAGUGAACAAUUCACACAACAGACGGAAGGUCAACUUGAAUUUGGCCAGCAAACUGUCAAUAAUCCGCAUUUAGAAAAUUUAACGCAACAGAGUGAACAAUUCACGCAGCAGACACAAAGAUCCAAUGAUUUUACGCAACAAACGAGUGGCAAGCUUGAAUUUGGCCAGCAAACUGUUGAUAAUCAGCGUUUGGAUAAUUUGAAGCAGCAAAGCGAACAGUUCACGCAACAGACGGAAGGUCAACUUGAAUUUGGCCAGCAAACUGUCAAUAAUCCGCAUUUAGAAAAUUUAACGCAGCAGAACGAACAAUUUACACAAGAGAUACAAGGGCAUGAUCAUCUCACGCAACAAACGAGUGGUAAGCUUGAACUCGGACAACAAACCAUUGAUAGUCAACAUUUAACACAGCAAAGUGAACAACUUACGCAGCAAACGGAGGGACAGCUUGAAUUUGGCCAACAAACUGUCGAUAAUCCGCAUUUAAAAGAUUUAACACAGCAGAACGAACAGUUUACACAACAGACACAAAGACUUGAUCAUUUCACGCAAACGAGUGGUAAGCUUGAAUUCGGCCAGCAAACCGUCGAUAAUCAUCAUUUGGAUGAUUUAACACAACAAAGUGAACAAUUCACGCAGCAAACGGAGGGUCAACUUGAGUUUGGCCAGCAGACUGUCGAUAACCCACACUUAAAAGAUUUAACGCAACAAGACUCCGACGGUUUUAGUCAACAAACGAGUGGUAAACUUGAAUAUGGCCAACAAAUCAGCAAUAAUCAGCAUUUGGAAGAUUUAAUGCAGCAGAAUCAACAGUUUACACAAGGAUCUGAUGAUUUCACGCAACAGACGAGUGGUAAAAUUAUAUUUGGACAGCAAGCUAAUGACACUCAACAAUUAGAGCAAUUUACACAGCGAACAGCAAGAUCAGAUAGUUUAACCCAACAAAUUCAACUAGGUAAACAUGAAUUCGGACAGCAAAUUAAUAAUCAACACCUAGAAGAUCCGUUACGACAAAGUGAACAGUUUGCACAGACACUGAGAUCGGAUGAUUUUACACAACAAUCUGUUGGUAAACUGGAAUUCGGUCAACAAACGCAAUCAAUAAAUAAACCUGCCAAGCCAAAAAGUCAACGCUUGGAGGAAUUCAAUGAGCAAAAUCAAGAUUUCACUCAACAGACGGGAGGAUUUGAUGAUUUUACGCAACAAAUAGGACACCUAGAAUUUGGACAACUGCAACAACCAAAAGACAGCAACCAUCAUUUGGAAGAUUUCGCUCAACAGAAUGAAGACCUAACUCAACAGACUGGAGGAUUCGAUGAUUUCUCACAACAAACAGCAGGACAUUUGUAUGGACAACAAAGAGAACAACAGCAGAGACCUAGUUGGCCGGGACAUAAUACACAACACUUGAAACAUUAUUCACAACAAAAUGAUUGGAAUACAGACGAUCUUUCGCAACAAUCGCGCCAAUAUUCAGCUUAUAACAAAAAUAAUAAACAACUCGAAUGGCAAUUAGAACAAACAAAUUUCGAACGAGAUUUUCUUCAACAAACCGAUCAAGAUCAAAUAACAACUAAUGUAAAACCAGCACCAAAACCAAAACCAAGACCACGAUAUCAAAAACACGAUUCCAUUCCGCCACGUACAGAUAGAACAGAUACAAUUAUUGAUGACGUUUUUAAACCAGUUGAGGUAAACCCGGAGCCUGAUAUAGACAACUUCCGUGGAAGAAUUAUCGAAUCUGGCAGUCGCGCAACAUAUCCUGAAUCCAAUCAUCAUACAUCGACGAUAUUGUACUCGACUCAAGGAAGCAACGCAUUUCACAAUCAAAGGGAAAAUAUAGAUCGUUUACAUUGGGUGCAUAACUCAAAUGAUGCUACAGUAGGUUUGCAGUGGCAUUAUACUUAUCAUCCAAGUGACUUAACUAACGUUGAAGGUUCACAUGACAAUUAUUAUCCCCGUCAUAACGUUAACUCGAUGUCACAGCAAACAGAAGAUACACAACAACAAUUUAAACCAAUUGAUUUUCAUCAACAAGAAACACAAGACAAGGACAGAUUAGAAAAUAAGCAUCAAAAUUCGUACAUUUCUCAAUCAUCGGAACAUGAUGAAUAUAAUCAACAAUCAGAAUCUCAACAAAGUGAAACGUUCCGCUUUGACGAUCAAUUUAAUCAAGAUUCUGAACAAACCGCGAGAGUUAUUCCAUUGCAACGCAACGAAAAGACUCAGUUGAUUCUAGAACAAGAGAAACGGUCGGUGUCGACUACUGAACAAACAGAAAAUAAACCAGAGUCACGAAUCUUGCAAGCGUAUGGCGGAGGGCCAUAUGCAUCGCGUAGUGAUGAUUUUUAUAUCAGAAUUAGACCGAAUCCCAGUGCUACCUUACCACCCAUUGAUGGUGAUGAUUCAUGGGAUAUCAGAGAAAAACCAAGAGAAGCAAUAAUACCACGAUCUACAGUGCAUAAUACACAAGAAUAUAUAACUACAACAGAAGUGGCAGAAACAACAACAGAGAUAACGCAGACGACAAUCCAGCCAUCGUUUUGGAGCAGAGUUGGUCAUAAAAUAACUAGUACAUACGACAAGGCCAAGGAAAAAGCUAAGGAGAUCUUUGGCUAGAUUACAUCCUUAUUUAAGAAUUACUUAUUUAUGCACGGAAAAAUUUCUUUCGCAUUCUAAGUUGAAUUGUUACAUUUAUUUAUGAUGUACUUGCAGUUACUAAUAAAAUCAAAGCGAAUCAAGAAUGAAACUCA
Messenger RNA from Acromyrmex echinatior (Panamanian leafcutter ant), 4995 nucleotides. RefSeq lists its product as uncharacterized. The record is from RefSeq and is a predicted model, not a curated record. NCBI's taxonomy places the organism in Eukaryota, Metazoa, Arthropoda, Insecta, Hymenoptera, Formicidae.